AACCUGGCAUUGGUACUGCAAUGUCAGGUGAAGUACAACGAAGCGGAGAAGUUGAACCGGCGAGCGCUAGAAGGGUGCGAGAAGGACCUGGGUGUACAGCACCCAGAUACGCUGAUGAGCGUGAGCAACCUGGCGUUAGUGCUGCAAUAUCAGGGGAAGUACGACGAAGCGGAGAAGCUGAACCAGCGAGCGCUAGAAGGGCGCGAGAAAGAGCUAGGGGUACAGCACCCAGAUUCGCUGACGAGCAUGAGCAACCUAGCGUUAGCGCUACAAUAG
This is a messenger RNA of Lindgomyces ingoldianus, 276 nucleotides long. RefSeq lists its product as uncharacterized. The record is from RefSeq and is a predicted model, not a curated record. Gene Ontology annotation, cellular component: kinesin complex; membrane-bounded organelle; cytoplasm. Gene Ontology annotation, molecular function: kinesin binding. Lineage: Eukaryota; Fungi; Ascomycota; Dothideomycetes; Pleosporales; Lindgomycetaceae. Gene Ontology annotation, biological process: microtubule-based movement. The transcript has a single exon. The annotation marks the transcript as partial.